GCGGGACGCAAGCAGGCGGCACUGGCGGCUGAGCUCGCGCAGCUGACGGCCGCGCUGAGAAAGGCGGAGGAGCGGAACGCGGCGCUGGAGCGGGCGCAAGCCGAGGAGCGAGCCGCUGCCGCCGCGCGCGAGGUCGAGCUGCAGACAGCGGUGAGCCACUGGCGUGACGAGGCAGCGCUCGCCGCGCAGAGGGAGCAGCAGGCGAGCGAGAUGGGCGAGGCGCGGCUCGCACAGGCGGUCGAGCGGGAGGGCGAGGCGCGCGACGAGGCGUCCUUCUUCCGGGCGCGCUUCCAAGAGCUCGCGCUCUCCUUUGCUCGAGCCCAGGACCCCGCGCCGCCGCGCAGCCGUCCUCCGAACGCCGACGGCGGCGGCUUCUUUGGCGCCGUGGCGAGCCUGAUCGGCGGCGGGGCGAAGCCGCGGCCGUCUCGAGGGCGGGGGCGGACCUCGCUGUCGGCGUCCCGGCCCGCUGGCGACGCGCCGUCGUCUCCAGCCGAAAAGGCGCGUGCGCCGCCGCAGGCGCCCCUCUUCUCGCCCCGCACAAUGUCCAUCGCCGAGGAGCCGUACUCGCCGCCGCAGCCGCCCGCCCCGCGCGACGCGCCAACGCCCGCCGACGCGACUGCGCUGGCGAGCUACCUCGGCUUGCACCCCGUCCGCGACGCCAAGCUCAUGUGGAUCGCCGAGGCCGCCGCGGCCGAGCCGCUGCCGGAGGGCUGGAGCGAGGUGGUCGACCCCGGCGGGAGGCUCUACUACUCGAACGGCGUCACGGGCGAGUCGUCGCGAGUGCACCCGCGCGACGAAGAGUUCCGCCUGCUCGUGAUGCGCUCCAAGCUCGAGCAGAUGCAUUCGGCGCCCGCAGCGCAGCCGUCGGCGGGCGACUGGUCGACGAUCCGGAUGAAGUCGCUCGAGCAGUCGCUCAGCUCGGCCGCUUCGGCGCCGGUUCGCGCGCUCGUGCAGCGGAGUGGCGACCGACGAGGCGGCGCGCCGCGGCUCACCUUCGAGAUGCUGCUCGACGAGGACACGCGGCUGCCGUGGAUGGAGGCGGUGCUGCGUGAGGGCCCGCGCGGGGCCGCGUUCGAGCUCCUGCUCGAGGGCGGCGCGGCCGAGAAGAGCGAGCACCUCGUGCGGCUGAGCGGGCCGAGCAGCAGCGUGCUCGUGCGGAGGGAGCGGCGCGACGCGCCGCUGCCGGAGGACGGGCCCGUGGGGGAGGAGGAGGAGCUCGCGGCCGUCAUCUUCGUCGAGGUUUUGGGCGAGGCGGACGAGUCCGGCGCGCGAGGCGGAGAGGAGGCGCCGUACUCGAUGGAGCUGGUGGUGCCGGCGGCGAAGCGUGGCGGCGCGACUCAGGCGCACAAGCCGCGUGGCCCCUCCGACACGCUGCUGCAGCGGUACGGGCGGGGCGAGACGGAGGGGCUCCUCGUCUUUGUCGGCCAGGUCGCGAGGAGUGCGGCUGCGGAGGCGCCGAGCGCAGCGGUCCGGCUCUCGCUGCCCAAGACGGACUCCGGGAACUUGCUGCUGCAGACAUCGGGCCGCCGCGGGGCCAACCGAGCGACCCUGGAGUACCGCGACCCAUUGAGCCCGCUGGCGGCCUUCUCGGCGGCGCUCGCGCUCGUGCACUGGAGUGAACGCGCGCAGUCGGCGCUAGCGAGAGCUGCCAUCGGGAAAGGGCGUCUGAGUGUUGGGUGA
This is a messenger RNA of Emiliania huxleyi CCMP1516, 1680 nucleotides long. RefSeq lists its product as hypothetical. Gene Ontology annotation, molecular function: protein binding. The record is from RefSeq and is a predicted model, not a curated record. The annotation marks the transcript as partial. NCBI's taxonomy places the organism in Eukaryota, Haptophyta, Isochrysidales, Noelaerhabdaceae. The transcript has a single exon.